UCCAGCCAGCUGUCCAGCUCCCAAAUUCCGGGAGAGAUUCCCAGGAACAAAGCAAGAAAAAUCAGAGCCAUUUGGAAAGUAAACAGAAACUGAGAAGCGAGGGGGGAGAAAAGAGCUGGGAGGACCCAGGUGGAGGGGGGGCCUCUCCAGUCCCACCCAGUUUAGCGAAUGCCCCUGAUUCCCCCUCCCCCUUCACCUGGCUCUUAAAGGGCCCGGCCCCUGACCGGCUGCUACUUAAGGCAGAGGGGCGGCGGCGGGCAGCAGCUGCGCUUCGCCUGCUCUGGGAGGAGUGGACUGGGCAAAAAACCUGGCCAUGACCCCCCAUAGGCUGCUGCCACUACUGCUAACUCUGCUGCUUGCUGCCCGCCCAGGAGGCGCCUUGGCACGGUGCCCAGGCUGCGGGCAGGGGGCGCAGGCGGGCUGUCCAGGGGGCUGCAUGGAGGAGGAUGGGGAGCUGCCAGCGGAAGAGUGUGCGGAAGCUGGGGGCUGCCUUCGGAGGGAGGGGGAGCAGUGCGGGGUCUAUACUCCUAACUGCGCCCCAGGACUGCAAUGCCAGCCGCCCGAGGAAGAAGAAGCACCUCUUCGGGCGCUGCUGUUGGGCCGGGGCCGCUGCCGCCGGGCCCGCGCGCCCUCGGGGGAGAAUCAUAAGGACAGCAAACCCCAAGCAGGGGCCACCCGCUCACAGGACGUGAACCGCAGAGACCAAGAGAGGAAUCUGGGGACUUCUACCACUCCGUCUCGGCCUAAUCCUGGGGGUGUACAAGAUACAGAGAUGGGCCCGUGCCGAAGACAUCUGGACUCAGUGCUGCAGCAACUCCAGACUGAGGUCUUCCGAGGGUCUCACACCCUCUAUGUGCCUAAUUGUGACCAUCGAGGCUUCUAUCGGAAGCGGCAGUGCCGCUCCUCCCAGGGCCAGCGCAGAGGUCCCUGCUGGUGUGUGGAUCGGAUGGGCCAACCCCUGCCGGGGCCAAAGGACAGCAACGGAAGCACCCCCUGUGCCAACGGGAGCAGCGGCUGAGGCAGGGUGGAGGGCUGCAGGGCCAUGGGCAGAAUCAUGGAGGUAUCAUCUUGGGUUAUUUAUUGAGUGAUGAGUAACUCAGGGGCCCUGAGCCCCACAUCCCACCUUAGGCCCUGUCCCAUUGUCCCUGUCACCCCGGGACCUCACACAGUCACUGGUGGAAAGAUUGUUGGUAUUGGCUUGGGUGUUAAUAAAGCUGUGUUGGGAGUCUCUGGCCUA
Molecule: messenger RNA, 1237 nt
Organism: Loxodonta africana (African savanna elephant)
Lineage: Eukaryota; Metazoa; Chordata; Mammalia; Proboscidea; Elephantidae
Gene: IGFBP6
Product: insulin like growth factor binding protein 6
Exons: 4
Coding region: 314-1018 (234 amino acids)
Biological process (GO): regulation of insulin-like growth factor receptor signaling pathway
Cellular component (GO): extracellular region
Molecular function (GO): insulin-like growth factor II binding; insulin-like growth factor I binding
Source: RefSeq, a predicted model, not a curated record